Messenger RNA from Magnolia sinica, 585 nucleotides. Its product is annotated as major strawberry allergen Fra a 1-2-like. The transcript is spliced from 2 exons. NCBI's taxonomy places the organism in Eukaryota, Viridiplantae, Streptophyta, Magnoliopsida, Magnoliales, Magnoliaceae. Gene Ontology annotation, cellular component: nucleus; cytoplasm. The record is from RefSeq and is a predicted model, not a curated record. Bases 26 to 511 code for a protein of 161 amino acids. Gene Ontology annotation, biological process: abscisic acid-activated signaling pathway; defense response. Gene Ontology annotation, molecular function: protein phosphatase inhibitor activity; signaling receptor activity; abscisic acid binding.
UCAAUCUUCAUUAUCUUGUGACAACAUGGUCGUGGGUAGCUUCACCGUAGAGCAAGUGUCGGCCUUCCCUCCGGCAAGGCUAUGGAAGGGGGGCAUCCUCGACGCCCACAACCUAAUUCCGAAGGUCCUGCCGGAAGUCAUCGCGAGCAUCACUAUCAUUGAAGGAUAUGGUGGGGUUGGCAGCAUCAGAGAAAUGAAAUUCACCGAAGCUAUUAAGGACAUUACUCAAUUGAAGGACUGCAUCAAUGUUGUGGAUGAUGAGAAGCAUGUCUUCAAAUACACUGUCAUAGAGGGAGGGUUCAUCGGGUUAAAACUGAAAUCUUACUCAUUUGAAACUUGCUUGGAGCCUGCAGGAGACAAUGGGUCCAUAUCCAAGCUCACUGUAGAGUACGACACAAUGGACGGUCAGUCUUUGACUGAUGCUGAUGUCAACAUGAUCAAGGGUGGGAUUAUAGGGAUGGCAAAGGCCAUCGAAGGCUAUCUACAAGCAAACCCAGAUGCAUAUGCUUAGGCUAGUUGAAUUCUACUACUGCUUGGACUGUAGUCCAUGUGUGGAGUUUGAUUGUUCUACUUGGGAAAUUCGUA